AUGGCGAAGACAGAGCCUACGCUGCCAAUCCCUGGCAAACGGAAUAUCCUCAUUACCAGUGCUUUGCCCUAUGUGAACAACGUUCCGCACCUGGGUAAUAUCAUCGGCAGUGUGCUCCCCGCAGAUGUCUUUGCUCGCUACAACAGGGCGCGAGGGUUUCCCACGCUGUACAUUUGCGGUUCUGAUGAAUAUGGGACUGCGACCGAGACCAAAGCCCUUGAGGAAGGAGUAACGCCAGAAGAGCUAUGCGCAAAGUACCAUGCUAUCCACAAGAGUAUCUAUGACUGGUUCAAUAUUGAGUUCGACAUCUUUGGCCGAACGCCAACAGCCCACCAGACAAAGAUUGUGCAGGACGUUUUCCGCGGAUUGUGGGAGAAUGGAUAUAUUGAGGAGCGCGAGACUACCCAGCCCUACUGUCCCGUGGAAGGCCACGCGACUUUUCUUGCGGAUCGAUUUGUUGAGGGCGAAUGCAGUAUCUGCGGCGACCCUGGUGCGCGCGGAGACCAAUGCGACAAAUGCGGUAAUUUGUUAGAUCCGCUAGAACCCGAUGCGAAAGAAUCAGGACAGGGGGAGCAAGGCGAUGUCGAGGCUAGAGCUACAGGCUGGCUGAUAAACCCGCGGUGCAAGCUGGAUGGCGCUACUCCCGAGAAACGGAAAACCAAACAUCUCUAUCUGCGGCUGGAUGCGCUGAAGGACAAGAUUGUGCCUUGGUUCGAGAAAGUAAGCAAAGAGAAUGAGUGGAGUAUCAAUACGAGCUCGAUUGUGCAGUCGUGGAUAGACAGGGGUCUGAAGCCCCGUGCCAUCACUCGGGAUAUCAAAUGGGGUGUGCCGAUUCCCACGGGUAUCAAGGGGUUGGAUGAAGAGGCUUAUAAGAACAAGGUAUUUUAUGUGUGGUUUGAUGCGUGCAUUGGCUACGUCUCCAUCACUGCCAACUACACGGAUGGAGACAAUCUUGACGGCAUGAAGUGGGAGCAAUGGUGGAAGCAUCCCGAGGAUGUCUCACUCUAUCAGUUCAUGGGCAAGGAUAACGUGCCAUUUCACAGCAUCAUUUUCCCCGGCUCGCAAUUGGGUUCCGGCAUGAAGUGGACUCAGGUGCACAAGAUCUCCGCCACGGAAUAUCUCAACUACGAAGGCGGCAAGUUCAGUAAAUCCAAGGGCGUUGGAGUUUUUGGCACCAGCGCCAAGGAUACCGGGAUCAAUGCCGAUAUCUGGCGGUUUUACUUGCUCUCUCGCCGGCCAGAGACCAACGACACCGAAUUCAAAUGGGACGACUUUGUCAACAUCAAUAACAACGAACUCCUCAAGAACCUGGGCAACCUUGUUGCGCGCGUCACUAAAUUCUGCAUUGCCAAGAUGGACGGUGCGGUUCCUGCGCAUUCAGAAGCCGCAGCUUCAUCCAUCCUUGCCGAGCAUGAAAGCCAGGUCAACACGCAUCUGAAGGCAUACAACGCCUUCAUGGACGCCACCAAAAUGCGCCUAGCGCUCGCCGAGCUCAUGCACAUCUCGUCCCUCGGCAACAAGCUCUUGCAGGACAACAAACUCGACAACCGCCUCUUCACCGAAGAGCCCGACCGCUGUGCCGCCGUCAUCAAUAUUGCCCUCAACCACCUGCACCUUCUCGCUAGCAUCCUUUCCCCCUUUAUGCCAACCAUCUCAAAAUCCAUCUUUGAGCAACUCGGUACCGAGCCAGUGGCACAAAUCCCUGAACAAUGGACGCCAGGAUCUGCUUUGAAACCGGGCCACAAGCUUGGGGAAUCGAAACUUCUCUUCUCCGUCAUCCCGGCCGCCAAGAUUGAGGAGUGGCGCGAGGCCUUUGGUGGCGAGGAAGUGCGCAAACAGAAAGCACUCGAGGCCGAGAAGGCGGCUGCUAAGAAAGCGGCCAAGGAGAAGGAGAAGGAGAAGAAGAGGCUGAAGAAAGAGGCGGCAGCAAAACAGAAAGCUGAGGCGGCGGCGGCGGCGGCGGCUGGCGCUGAAGCGGCUGCUACGGAUUUGGAAAAGAAGCUGACUAUCGAUGAUGGAGAGAAGAAGCUUCCAUAG
Messenger RNA from Talaromyces atroroseus, 2037 nucleotides. Its product is annotated as putative methionine--tRNA ligase, cytoplasmic. The transcript has 2 exons. The record is from RefSeq and is a predicted model, not a curated record. Gene Ontology annotation, biological process: methionyl-tRNA aminoacylation. Lineage: Eukaryota; Fungi; Ascomycota; Eurotiomycetes; Eurotiales; Trichocomaceae. The coding region runs from base 1 to 2037 and encodes 678 amino acids. Gene Ontology annotation, cellular component: aminoacyl-tRNA synthetase multienzyme complex; cytosol. Gene Ontology annotation, molecular function: methionine-tRNA ligase activity; ATP binding.